This is a messenger RNA of Emericellopsis cladophorae, 1878 nucleotides long. RefSeq names its product Protein YSC84. The record is from RefSeq and is a predicted model, not a curated record. Lineage: Eukaryota; Fungi; Ascomycota; Sordariomycetes; Hypocreales; Bionectriaceae. Gene Ontology annotation, molecular function: phosphatidylinositol binding. The transcript has a single exon. Bases 1 to 1878 code for a protein of 625 amino acids.
AUGCCACCCCCAGCUAUCGCACCGCCGUCACCUCCCACUGAUGGUGAUGACGAUGACAUCCCUCGACAGACACCAAGCCCUCCGUCUCCAGUUACACCCCCGCUUGGGAGCAACGAGAUUAUCCCCAUGCGCAUGUUCAACGAUCCAGAUGCGCACCGCGGUCGGCGAAGCCACGACUUGCCAGUCAGACCAGCCGACGAGCCCGCUCAGCCAACUGUUCUCCCCUCGUCCACGCGGUGGGUGACGCCGCACCAAGACGACGAGAUCAGACCAGCGACGCCGCGGGAGGCGCCCAGAAUCAGAAGACCCGUGUCCGGCCGUCAAGCCCAAAAUCGCCCCCGGGCGCAGUCGGCAUCCCAGGCAUUACAGCCGACCCCCGUGAACCGCGACAGUCUUCCCACAUUCGCCCAGUCUCAGGCUGACUACGGUCACCCCGCCAAUCCUCUCCAUGCUCACCCAGUGCCUGAAGUCAGAACCCAUGCGCCUCCAGAGAAGCUGCCCAUCGACCAGGUUCUGUAUCAGGACCACCUAGAUGCGUCAUUCGCACCGCCUGCUCCUGUGCCGCCACCACCGCCUCCACCACCGCCUCCAGCUCCAGCGUUAGCAGCCUCGACCACAUAUCUCCCCGCACCUCAGGCGACAAUGUCGAGGUCUUCAUCAAGUCUUGAUCUGUCCCGUUCGACAUCCACUGACAGCCCCUCUCCAGCUGGGUCCCCGGCCAGAGGCAAGUGGUUCGCUAGCCUGGGACAGAAAACAUCAUCAGGAUUCAACAAUCUGGCCCAGAAGUUUGGAGGAACCGGCUUCGUCCCCGGUACGCUCGAAAAGGAGUGCGACAAGGCGGCCCUCAUCCUCAAGACAUUCUGCAAGGAAGGUGUCUACGCAGACCCCGUCAAGGUGACCGACUCGGCAGCCUUGCCGCCAAUGGAGGAGGGCCAGCUCACGACAGCCUCGACGCCGAAGAGACCACAAGCCAUGAUGACCAUUCCCACGAGAAUCAUCAACGAGGCCGUCGGAUUGGCCAUCUUCACCACCUUCCGCGCCGGCCUCGAGUUCAAGUUCGCGUCUGGGUCGGGAAUCCUCGUGGCGCGCCUGCACGACAGAUCAUGGAGUCCUCCGUCUGCGAUCCAGCUCCAUUCGUUUGGGGGCGGCUUCGUGGCCGGCAUGGACAUCUUUGACUCUGUGUGCGUCAUCAACACCCAGGAAGCCCUCGCCGACUUUAUGACCAAGAGAGUCAGCAUUGGCGGCAACGUCGCCGCCGUGGCUGGACCUUGGGGUGUCGGCCGCGCGGUCGACUGGGCUACCAAGGUGGACAACAAGGGCAAAGGCAAGGACGCAGCCUUGGCCGACGACUCGACUACUGCCUUGAAUAGCCCUCCCGCCCUCCCGACCCUACAAGUCAAUGGUUCUCGCGCCAAGAUGGACAAGGAGAUUCGUGGGCAGGGCGGGGCUCAACCCAAGAAGUUCCAGCCCAUCUUCUCCUAUAUCAAGUCACGGGGGCUCUAUGCAGGUGUGGGGUACGAUGGCACAGUCAUCCAGGAGCGUAAAUCAGCCAACGCGUCGUUCUACGGCAAGGUGGUGACAUGCGAAGAGAUCCUGCGCGGACAGGUGCCGCCACCGGAGGACAAUGCUGCGCUGCAGAAGCUGUGCGACGUGCUCAAGGGUGCCGAUGGCGGGCAUGGACUAAGCAUGUCCAUUGAUGCCACGAUCUCUCCUCUAAUUAUCGAUACAGCAGAGCAACAGCCGAGUAUCACGGUAUCGGGCGACGGAGCAUCGUCGUCGUCGUCAGAUGGCCUGUCGGCACCGUUGCCCCCCGCAUAUCCUGUUGAUUCUCUGCACCCAGCUGAGGCGUGCGCACCGGAGAAGUUUGGUCGCCUUUAG